Messenger RNA from Psilocybe cubensis, 765 nucleotides. RefSeq lists its product as uncharacterized. The coding region runs from base 1 to 765 and encodes 254 amino acids. Lineage: Eukaryota; Fungi; Basidiomycota; Agaricomycetes; Agaricales; Agrocybaceae. The transcript has 3 exons. The record is from RefSeq and is a predicted model, not a curated record.
AUGACCAUCAAUUCUAUUCAAGCUCUCUCUGAAGACAUUGCUCGACUCCGUGAGCUCAAGGAGCGAGUCCAGCACGUCCGUCAGCUGCCCCCGAUGCUCGUGAAAAGCACCGCCAAGGGCACAACUGCUGACGCGUUUGCACGCAUGCGGGCCCUGAGCGAGCACUUGGCGUCAGAGGCCACCCAGCGCGCGCUCGUCCGCGCACGAGACAGUCUGGCAGAAGACCCGUCAGACGUUCGGGGCGAGGGGCGGCCGCAGAGGCGCACGCGGACGCAUGGGCGGAGCCCAGAGGGUUAUGUGGCCGACGAGGAAGAGCGUGGCGCGCCACUACCACACAGCACGGAGCCUGGGGUAACGGUGAGCGAGCUGGGCGAGUGGGCACGGGCGUACAACAGCACACACACGAACAAAAUCCGGAUCAGGGGCCGGACGUUGCGGAUGGCCAUCCCAGAUGUGAUGACGGUGUACAUGGGGAUUGGAACGCAGGAGCGGGUGGUGGUGGAGACGAUUCGUGCAUUCGGGUCGCGGGAGAUGCGAUGGACUGGGCCAGUCGCGGUUCGGGGUGUUUCGGGUGCUGUCGCAGCAGCUAAACAAGAUGCUGGACGGAGAGCUGCCGCUGCAGACGGUCGUCGCGGUGGUGGAGGCGUACGAGAAUGUAUUCGACAGCCGGUGCACGUGCUGCGGGCGGGUCGUGGGAAUGGAGGGAGAUCUGCCCGGGGUGGUGCGGCGGUGGACGGGGCGGAGCUGGCGGGUCGAGCAUAUUGA